AUGGAUAUUUGCAAUGUUUCAUCUACGGCUUACAUCGGGGUGAACAGCACCAGCGGAGAAGCCCUUCUGUUUCGCGACUUCGAUGAAUCUCGACACAACAUAGCGCUUUGCGGCCCACCCACUUACCUGCGGCCUGAUCCUGGCGGUUGUCUCCUGCCAUGGCCGUACACAAUGGCAUGGAUCCUGAUCCACCUACCAGUCACUGUGUUGCGAGUAACACGCUGGGAGAAAGUGCAGACACUUUCAAUCAUUUUGGCGUUUUUCAGCGUUUACUUCACAGUUCAGGCAUACACGACUUAUCUUAUCCCGGCUAAGAUCCUGGUCUGGAUGCCUCUGGCGCUUGUGUUAGACAUUGGAGCCAUGAUGCAGCUCGUUUUCCUAAUCGUCGACGAAAACGGUGCUACCAUACUACGAAGCGCACUCAAGGAGUCAAUCGUUCGGCCAUUCCUCAAGGAUAGAGUUGAGGCCAUACCUUUCACAGGAGAAGCAGACAACGCCAACACCGGAGACAAGAUCCCUUCAGGCCGCGGGUUGAUUGGCCAAGCCUGGCUAACAGUUCUCGCACUCACCCUACUUGCUGCUUUACUAGUUCUGCAAAUCAUCGGCCUAGUAGCAGCGGUCAAAGGGCGCGGUCAAGAAGGCCUUAAAGCCGAAUGGUGCUCGCCAAUGUUUCAGUCCGCUGAAGCUGUACUUGUCAAUUGCGAAACACCACCUACUCAGGUUGAAAAGAGCUUCAGUCAAGGAAUCGGUUGCAUUUCGCUCCCAGCGGACGAGCAGUAUCACUGGUUGAAUAUAACAGUGGUUGUGUUACUAGUCAGCGUUGUGUUCGAGAUCUUUGAUGCUGCCAUCCUAGUGCUGGUAGGGAACAAUGCGCGAUGGUGGAGAGCGAGGAUGAAGAGACCAUGGUUCACCAUGUUCACCGGCAAUGCAGUACUUCUCUGUAUCCUUGUCUCUGGUGUUAUAAGUAGCUCGCACCUUCCAAUUGGUGUUAACCGUACUGUUUGGGUAUUCAAGUACGAGCAGAGCGUCCGUUCAGCUAUAGUCUGUCAAGGGACACUGAUGUCUGCAGGUGUCAGAGGCUCAAUCAUUGGAUGGACAGAUGGCUUUUUGUCCAGUUGGGGAAGCACCUACACUGGUUUUUGA
This is a messenger RNA of Colletotrichum higginsianum IMI 349063, 1143 nucleotides long. RefSeq lists its product as uncharacterized. The transcript is spliced from 2 exons. Lineage: Eukaryota; Fungi; Ascomycota; Sordariomycetes; Glomerellales; Glomerellaceae. The record is from RefSeq and is a predicted model, not a curated record. Bases 1 to 1143 code for a protein of 380 amino acids.